CCCGCGGGCCGGGUGCGGGCGUGUGGCCGUGCUGUCCUCCCGGGAGUCCGCCAGGCUCCUCCGCGGGCACGGCGCCCGCGGCUUUCACUCCUGGAGCCUCCCGCUGCUGGGCCGGCCGGCGGAGAAGCGCGGGCUCUCGUUGUGCCCCCGCGGAGGGCGCUCCCCGUAUCCCGUCCUUGUCCCCCUCCGGCGUCCCGAGGGCGCUGAUGCCCCUUGGCGGGGAGGCUCCGGGGCUGCGGGUCGGGCUGAGCUGCUCCCUGGCUGACAGCCCUCCCUCCCAGCCGUGUGUUCUCCGGGCUGGUGUUCGCCCAGGUCUGUCGGCACUCAGGGUACCCCUGUCCCUUCUUCCCUUGAUGCAUCUGAACGCCCCUAUGUCAGCGGCAGCCUUCUGCUGUCUGUUUGCCCGUUGUCAGGCUACUGAUGUAAUUAAUUGAAUUGCGGGUACCAGACAUGUUCUGAUAUGUUCUGCCAUGUUUUCAGUCUCCUUGCAAAAGAUGUACUCCAGUGCCUGACAGAUUCAGGAAGAAAUGCAGUCAGGGUUGUUAAAAAGGGGCCACUUAUUUUUAGAUAUGCAGUCUGAUGCUUACCUCCCUGCUGCAGGGAUAAGUUGAGCAAACAUCUAGGUGCCCUUGAGCAGCAGUCCCAAGGGCAUGGGCUGAGGGGCAGGUGAGGACCCCUCUCCUGAGUCACAGCAGAAUGGGGAGGGCACCAGUGGGGCUGUGCCACAUCCCUCUGCCAACAUCACUCUUGAGGGGCAGCUCUCUGGCCCCCUCUUUAACUUCAAAGCCAUGUUGUGUGGCAGCUCAGUGCCCAGCUGCCCUGCAGGUCGCCUUCCUGGCUGCCUGGCCCCAGGCUGGAGUCCUGCUGGCCCCAGCAGGCAGGACCCAGCUCUUCUUCUUCAGCAGGCCUGGAGGGAACCCACUGCUGCACUGACAGGACUAAAGGGUGCACCAGGCCUUAAGUAAGCAAUUGCUCUUUCUGUCGUGGUGCCCAUUUCUUAUUAUGGCUUUAAUCAAAACUGAAGCCGGAUAACUUAUAAAUGAUGCAGAAUCAUUAGUGAUUAAUGCAUUGGGCAGGGCUUCACUGUGGCAUGCUUUUGCCGAAGAGCCAAGCAGAGUCUUGGAGCGUCUUGGCAUUACAGAAAUGUUAUUAAUAGUUGGCUUCAGAGAGUACGUUUUUUGGAGCCCUUGCUCUCGCAGAUCUGUAUGGCAACAGCUCUGGCAUGAAAAUGCUCUAGCCUUAGCUGCAGAGCAGGCUGGAGAAUGUUAGGCUUGAUGUGGGGUUCAUAUGCAAAGCUUCCUAUAGUGUGAGCUGUCAUAGAAUCAUAGAAUUGUCUGGGUUGGAAGAGACCUUUAAGAUCAUAGAGUCCAACCACUAACCUAACACUGCCAAAACCACCACUAACCCAUGUCCCUCAGCACCAUGUCUACACAUCUUACAAUCACCUCCAGGGAUGGUAAUGCAAUCACUUCCCUGUGAUUGGAACAGCAGGCUGUUCCAAUGCUUGAUAACCCUUUCGGUGAAGAAAUUUUUCCUAAUAUCCAUCCUAAACUUCUCCAGCACAAUUUGAGGCUGUUUCCUCUUGUCCUUUGGAGGUCUUGUCAUAACAACUUUCAGUGAGGUCUCAGCUUGCGUAUCCUUGAGAUUAAAUGUUGUCCCAUGUUUCUAGAGUGAACUUCUCCAGUUUUGACUUCUGAAACUUCUUGUUCUAUCUCCUCCUGCUGGGAGUGCAUAUCCUACAUGUUCAGAAAUGUCUUUUCUGCAGUUUGCUGAACUGCAAACUGACCAUGGGACACUCAUUUUUGCAAUGAAGAGCUGCAGGCUGGACAUCUUCGGGUCUCGCUGUCACAGAGGUUCAGGUCUGCUUGCCCGGAGCCUGCACAAAGUGUGUUUGUGAUGCAUGAGGUCUGAAGCACUGACCAGCCACAUGCACUGUGGCUCCGUCAUGCCCCCCACGAGCUCUUGCUCUCUCUCUAUUUGGGACAUUUAGGGAUUGGCUCUAGGUGCAAUAGCAGAUCAUGCUGGCUUUGAGUGUACUGUCUUUGCAGUUUGAUACCAGGAUGGUAUCCCCCUGGGAUGCUGUUCUGCUGCUGGGGAGUGACGGUCCCUACACAGGGCCUGUGCUAACUCUGGCUGAGUGCCGUACAAGCAACACUGUCAGCCCUGCGUGGACCCAGCAGCAUGGCUCAUGGGUCUGUGCAGCGUACUCGUUCUGAAAUCAUAGAGUGACUCAGCCCCAAGGCCUCACGCGUGUCUCGGCAUCCCCAGCCUGAAAACAUGGGCUGGGCCAGGCUGGGCUCCCCGCAGAAGCCUAGAAAAUUCUUAUGCAGAGCUGGGAGCCUGCUACAAGCUCCAUCCACAGACUUCUGUGGUGCAGAAAUGUCAGACCUUGCCUUUAAUUUCCUCACAUAUAUUUAAAGGUUGGGAAGUCCAACUCCCCAGUUUAAGCAUGUUCAGACCUCUUCUCAUUCUGUUAAAAGCUACCUGAUUUAUUACUGUAGAUGUAUCCUAUGAAGCACCAGGUCCUGUUCUUGUCCUGAAGCCAGCUGGCAGCAUCUGCUCACAUCCAUAGCACUAUGCUCGUGAGUUCCCAAGAGGGGAGCACAUUGAUGCUACCUACUAGGAAUGGUUCAUGGCUCAUGCUAGCUCCUGACCCGUGCCCAAGAGUGGUUUGAGCACAUGCUGGAUGGUUCAGACCAAAGCAGUUCCUGGGACUAGUCUCCACCACUGGAUUACUGGGCUGUUUCUGACCUCGUUACGUUUGCUAGCAAAGUGGUAGCCUUGAACAACUGUUCUUAUGCCUGAAGGUUAACAGAAACAUUGCAGCCCCCUGAGACACACACACACACCUCCCAGACCACAUCUGCGGGGAGCUCAGCUCCUCUGCCCCAGUCAGCGGCCAGUUCUGGGGAACACAGCUUUAUUCAGCCUGGUUUGCUGUGAGCUUGCGGGAGAGCAGGAUGUGCAGAUAAGGCUCAGAGGCUCCCUUUCACAAGUUGGAGUUAUGAAACAGUCGCACUGGCAAAACUUUAAGGACGCACACUUUUCAUGGAAUAAAGAAUAUUUGAGUGUGUCUUUGAAUCCUUUCCAGUUUUCCAGCUCCUGUUCUGGAAGAGAGGCUGUAGCAUCCCGUGAUGUCUUUGUUCAUGUUGUCUCCAAUGACUGCCUCCUUGUGAUGCAGGAUUCUGUUGGUGAUACACUCAGCCCCCGUGUCUCUGAGAACAUGUUUUCUGGGCUCUGUGGGUCACCCUCCUGUCUGUUUCAGUCACCCGAGACCAACCAGAAACCUAGAAACCUGCACUUCUUAGAGUGGGAAUCGUGGCCUUUUCCUGGUAGAUCUGUCAUGGAGCUGGAUAUAUUCCAAUGUGAAUGAAUGGAUUUAAAUGGCUGACCUGCAGAAAUGACCUUUCUUUGUCACUGUAACUGUGGUUGUUAGUGGUGUCUGUGGUUGUCUUUUUUUCUUGUUCUGAGGUUUGUUCUGGGGCCCUUUUUCUAUCUAUAUCUAUAUCGGUCUAUAAAUCACAGCAUUGAACUUGUGCUACACAAGCAGUUUGUAGAAGGACACUGCUUUGUAUACAGGGAGGGAGGAUACUCAGACAGCAGCCUCAAUGUCUUUACUCAUGUGCUCCUGUGUCCAAUUUACAGACAAAAUUUGGCUUUGUAUGUGUACCAGUGUAAGAUCCUGCCAUGAUCUUAGUGCUUUGAAAUCUCAGAAUGGUGAUGGUGCAGACCAUGGGUCAAUCAGACCAGCUUUCCAAAGGAUAACAAUGGCUGAGGGUUGCUGCCAGCUUUGCAGCCAAUGGCAUUGCACUGCUGGGAAAGGCAGCUCUGCCUUCUGCAUCGGGCUUUCCCUCCCACUCUAGAGCAGGGAGCAAUGCCAGGCGGAUGAGAUGGCCAGAUUGAGUUGCAUAGUGUUUUAUUCCAAGCUGCCCCAUUUUUCUGUCACAGUUGAUAUAUAAAUACUGUGUCUGGGCUGCUUCCUACACAGUUCUGGGUGGUGUGCCAGGCAUUCGUGAUGUGCACAUCGUGGGAUGAGAGGAGUCUGAUUUUACCAUUGCAGUCUUGGUUGAAGGAUUACACUAAUGUAGGAUUUGUUUGGACUUUCUGGACCCUACAGAAACACUGGACUUCCCUGCCAAGAGCCUACUCUGUGCCCAGGCUGAGCAGGAGCAUGUCAUGCCAGGCAGCCCUGCUUCUGCUCGUGCUGCAGCUGAAGGAAGUAAACUUUCCAACAGAUGAACAUCAGAGCAGCAGCGAAGACAGGCCACCAUCCCCUGUCAACGUGACUGUGACGCAGCUGAAGGCAAACUCUGCCACAGUCUCCUGGGACGUCCCAGAAGGAGACGUGGUCAUCGGCUAUGCCAUCUUACAGCAGCGGCAAGAUGGGCAGAUGCAGCGGUUCAUCCGGGAGGUGAACACCACAAACCGCGCCUGCGUGCUCUGGGACCUGGCCGAGGACGCCGAUUACAUCAUCCAGGUGCAGAGCAUCGGCCUCUAUGGGGAAAGCCAGGCCAGUAAGCGUGUGCACUUCCGAACCCUGAAGGAGACUGACCGCCUCCCUUCCAACAGCUCCAACCAAGGUGACAUCACCAUGGAAGGGCUGGACAAAGACAGGCAGCUGCAGACGGGCGAGAUUAUCAUCAUUGUGGCUGUGCUGCUCAUGUGGGCAGCGGUGAUCGCCCUCUUCUGCAGACAGUAUGACAUCAUCAAGGACAACGACUCCAACAACAACAAAGAGAAGACAAAGCCGUCCUCAGAGCAUAGCACGCCAGAGCGACCAAGCGGAGGGCUGCUGCGGAGCAAGAAGUCUCCCUCAGUCAACAUAAUCGAGGUGUAAGUGCAGUACCACCUCUGCGUCUAGGGUCCUGGGUGUCCUGCCAGAGCCAAAGCAGGCCUUGGAAGAAGAGGCAGCACCAGGUGCCCAGCCUGGAACUCUGCAUGUGAAGAUCCAUGUAUCAGAACUUACGCUUUCCCAAGGGCGCCUGUCCGGGGAUGUGCAUGGAGCCGGCUCCCAGCCACGCACACCGUGCACGGCCCUACCUGUCCCGCAUGCCUGGCCCCGCUCCCCUGCCGCUGCGGAGCGUGGAGCUGAGAACGGUCAGGGGGACACGCCACCAGCCAUGGGGGAGAGAGGGGCCAGUGUGCUGCCUUGAGGGGAGGCAAUAUCCCCAUGAGCUGGCUUGGCCAAAGGCCAGGUAUGACCAUGUGGCACCAGCCGCCUGCCCGGCAGGCCACCCGGAGCAGACCUUGCUCUCAGCUGCCAUGUCUGAGCUCAGAGGGCAGGGCUGCUCCCCUUUUGGCCCUGAGACUGAGGGGAAGGGGCAGUGCAGGCAUUCACUCCAGUGCUGCUGGGGAGAUUGUGGCUCCACGGCAGGAGGGUUUGUCUGUGAGGCUGGGCCCAGUGAGCAGAGCUGGUGAGGGGAUCCCUGCUGGAGAACAGGGUUCCACCACACCCCAUCGUUGCCACGUAGGGGUUUCAGGGCCUCUCCCUGCUGCAGGGACACAAGCGAGCACAGGGAGCUAGUGCUGCCACGGCCUACAGAGCAUGCAGCCAGGCAGGGAGGGCUGGUAGGAGCCGUUUUGUGGGGUGGUGGGAGCCCCAGAGAGCUGGGGGAGUGGGCAGGGCCAGGGCAUGGCUGCAGCUUUGCCAUUUCCCUGGCAGGGCUCAGUCCUGACAUGUUCAGGCUGUUUGUAGGGAGCUGCUGAGCACCCUGUGAGCAGUGCGGUGCUUGUGCUGCCCAGGGGAGAUAAUGUGGUGAGGCCCAGCAGGAUCUCGGGUGGGCUCAGCAAGAUGCACACUGCAGAGCUCAUCACCAGUCUGGGGACAAUUAGUUUCAAAUGCAUCACAUCCUGCUCCUGGCUUCUUCUGUCUUGGGGGGGAUGGUCACUGCUGAUUUUCUUGCUCCUGGAGCUGGUCCCAGGGCUGAUGUGAGACAGACCGGUUGGAAAGGGCUGGCCCUGAAUGCCCAGAGCGGGCAGACUGCUGGCUCGCUGUUACCUGCUCAGUCUGCCUGCUUGAGUGAGGACAACGUGAGCCAUUGACUGCCCUGGUGCUGUGAAGAAGUGAUGUCCGGUCUGUGCUUCCCCAGCCGUUCCCCAGAGCCUGUGGGUAGAAUUCUGUCAGUGGGUGUCUAAAUUGCUCUGUGGCUAAGGACAGGCCCAGGCGUGCCCUCCUGCCAGCAGCGGGAGGGGAUGAGGAUAGGAGGAGGCUCUCUGCUGCAGAGAUGGCCGGUGGUGCCCUGGCUGCUGCUCUUCCUCCAUGCUCUGCUCUGCAGCCUGUCACUUGAGCUGGGGUGCUGGCUCUGCAGCCCUGGACUCAAGCAUCACAGGAUCCAGCGUCUUCCAGGAAUAAACCUCCCAGUAAAGCACUUUCAGGACUCUUCCUUCCAGGUGCUGCUCAGCUCCUGCUACAGGACUAGGUGGGGAAGGGACAGCAUAAGCGACUCCUGCAGCAGGGUCUUUUCAAUAAAAGCAUCCUGGCUCAAAGGCACCAUUGGA
This is a messenger RNA of Calidris pugnax (ruff), 6498 nucleotides long. RefSeq names its product fibronectin type III domain containing 4 (gene FNDC4). NCBI's taxonomy places the organism in Eukaryota, Metazoa, Chordata, Aves, Charadriiformes, Scolopacidae. The coding region runs from base 4016 to 4837 and encodes 273 amino acids. Gene Ontology annotation, molecular function: protein binding. The transcript has 6 exons. The record is from RefSeq and is a predicted model, not a curated record.